CGCAACGGCCACGGGCCAGUGCAGUCUUUUGACACCGGUUUGGAUAGACGUAGACAACGACUCCGUAAAAUUAUAAUAUUUCACUACACGUGUAUAAACUGUGCAGUACCUGUAUUUACUUUUUUAUUUUUUUUAAUUGUGUCAAGUCUGCUUUAACUUUUAUAUUUUUAUCUGUGCUUCUUUCUUAAAUCUCAAUUUUCGCGGUUUUGUGAAAAAUUGGAAAGUUUGUACAAUUAUUGUUGUUAUUGGAUUUAAGGAUAAUUGGUGCACCAUUUUUACCAAAACUGCGUGUGCGGGACAGGCGAGGCAGGCGAGGCAGGUGCAGCUGGCCGGCGGGCAGACGCCAUGAGCGGUCGGUAGCGGCAGCAUGAGCGCGCUGCUGUGGCUGGCGCUCGUCGUCGCAGCGCCCACCGCGCACUCGCAAGAAAUUGAAAUUUUCCUAGCUGACGAGGACCCACGAUCCGUGCCGCCCCUCGCGGCCAUAGCGCUCUCUAUCCGUUCCAGACCAAUCCAAGACAGCCGCUGCUACCUAAUGAAUGGCGGCGCUGUCGAGAGCUUCUUCAUUAGCGAGGACACACCUGUGGGCAGCAUCAUUGGCACGCUAAGCGUGAACGGCGACCCGUCGGCGUCGGGCGACAUCUCGCUGUCGCUGCAGGAGCGCGGCGCGGCGCUGGGCAUCGCGCCCGGCUCCAAGAACCUCACGCUGCUGCGCGCGCUCGACCGCGAGGAGCGCCUCGGGCCCGCCAGCCUCUACGUCAACGUGCGCUGCGCCCGCCGCCGCUCCGCCGACCCCAGCUUCGUGAUCCCGGUGUCGGUGCGCGUGUGGGACGUGAACGACAACGCGCCGGCCUGGCUCGGCGCCCCGUACGCGGCGCGCGUGCCCGAGAGUGCGCCGCGCGGCGCGCGCGUGGCGGCGGCGCGCGCCAGCGACCCCGACCAGCCCGGCCCGCACGCCACCGUGCACUACGAGCUGCUGGGGCCCGCCAAGGAGUACAUCGACUUCGCGAGCGAGCUGGACGGCACGAUCGUGAUCAAGAAGCCGCUGGACUACGAGAAGUUCCACAACCUGACGGCGACGCUGCGCGCGCGCGACGGCGGGCAGCCGGCCCGCGCCGCCGACACCACGCUGCACGUGGACGUGCUGGACGCGGACGACCAGAACCCGGCCUUCUCGCACCCGCACUAUGAGGCGCUCUUGGGGGACGAUGUCGAACCGGGCGCGGAAGUGGAGACGUCCCCGGGGGCGAUCUCGGCGCGGGACCAGGACCGCGGCAUCGACGCGCCGCUCGAGUUCUCGCUGAGCCCGGGCGCGGCGCCGCUGCGCGUGGCGCGCGACUCCGGCCGCCUGUUCCUCACCGCCGCCGCGCUCCACGCGCUCGACGCGCUGCCGCUCACCGUCGUGCUCAAGGCGACCCAGGUAGACAACAGCGAUCGGUACGCGCUCGCCACCGUCACCAUCCGGCGGCGCGCGGCCCGCACGCGCGCGGAGUACAGCGCGCGCGUGCCGGAGGACGCGCCGAUCGGCACGCUCGUGCUCACGCUCACGACCACGCCGCACACGCAGACGCCGCUGCAGUUCUACGUGUCGGAGCGCGCGUUCCUGCAGCAGUUCGCGAUCAACGCGGCGGGCGAGCUGCUGCUGCGCGCCGCGCUGGACUACGAGACGGCGCCGCACUACCGCUACCGCGUCAUGGUCACCGACGGACACUCUAACGACACGGCGUCGCUCAACAUAACGGUGGACGACGUGAACGAGUGGGAGCCGCGCUUCCGCCACCCGCUGUACGAGUUCCGCGCCGAGCUGCCGCCGCGCGCCGACGCCGACGCCGACGCCGACGCCGACCUGCUGCCCGUGGGCCGCCUGCUCGUGCACGACGGGGACGCGGCCGACACCGUCUCCAUCUCGCUGCACGGCCUGCACGCUUCGCUGUUCGAGGUGGGGCGGGACGGCGCGCUGGCGGUGCGCGCGGCGGCGCGCCGCCUCAACGUGAGCGCGCUGCACCUCGUGGCCACCGCGCGGGACUCCGGCGCGCCGCCGCGACAGAGCUCGGUGCCGGUGGUGGUGCACUUGGGCGGGGCGGACGAGGCGGGCGAAGCGGGCGGGGCGGGCGGCGGCGAGGCGGCGCGUGCCGGCGGCGUGCUCGCCACCUUCCUGGUCGCGCUCGUGCUGCUCGCGCUCUGCGUGCUCGUGCUGCUGCUCUACAUCUGCGCCAAGGGCUCGCUGCAGAGCGUGUCGGCCGGCGCCUCCACCAUCCUCGACUCCACCUCCAGCCUAGACGUGCGACACGACGCCGCCAACGGGCGGCAGUCGCAGCGGCCCAGCAAGAGCAAGGUGGCGCCCGCGCCGCCCUCGCCCCCGCGCGCCGGGGAGGGGGCGGGGGCGGCGGCGGGGGGCGACCCGGCGCUCAUGAGCGACCACCUGGGCGGCGGCGCGGGCCGCUCGGGCGUGGCGUGGCCCAGCGCCACCAUCCCCGCGCGCGUCAAGAAGCUCAGCUGGGACGACGCGCGCCCCCCGCGCCCCGCGCGCCCCGCGGAGGGCUCGCCGGCGGUGGAGGCGACCAACCCCGCGGUGGCGGACCACAUGAACCUCACCGUCUACUUCUAGCCGCCGCUCGCCGCUCGCCGCCGCCGCCGCCACUGCUACAUAUACACUUCUAAUCUACCAUCAUCUGCUUUUAUUUUAACCGAAUCGAUUGUAUUAUUGAAUUAAUCUAACUGUAACUGGAAUUCUAGCUUCAACUUAGCGUGAUGCCUUCGUCCCACAACACAACGAAGGAAUCAUAAUAUAAACCUGACAUACUC
Messenger RNA from Zerene cesonia (dogface butterfly), 2802 nucleotides. RefSeq names its product protocadherin-16 (gene Cad96Cb). Gene Ontology annotation, cellular component: membrane. The transcript has 17 exons. NCBI's taxonomy places the organism in Eukaryota, Metazoa, Arthropoda, Insecta, Lepidoptera, Pieridae. Gene Ontology annotation, molecular function: calcium ion binding. The record is from RefSeq and is a predicted model, not a curated record. The coding region runs from base 368 to 2605 and encodes 745 amino acids. Gene Ontology annotation, biological process: homophilic cell-cell adhesion.